CAAAAAAACAAACACGUCACGUCAAUAAACGACUGGUCGAUUCAAUUUUGUUAUUUUAUAUUAUCUAUUGGAAAAAUUAUUCAUAUUGGAUUAUAAAUCCAAAAUAGUAUCAAAAUGACGAGUGUGACAUCUUAUAAUAAUGAUAAAGUGGUCACCGGCGAAGUAGAAUACCCGGCAAGUGAUCCUGCUUCUGGGGCGUUUUUCCAACCUGAUUAUAAAAAGAACGAAGAUUUGAAAAUGAUGCUAGAUGGAUCAAAAGAUUCUUUAAAACUAGAGGCAAUGAAAAGAAUCAUUGGCAUGAUCGCUAAGGGACGUGAUGCAUCUGAUCUUUUUCCAGCUGUAGUGAAGAAUGUAGUAUCAAAAAACAUAGAAGUGAAGAAGUUGGUGUAUGUUUAUCUGGUCCGGUAUGCAGAGGAGCAGCAAGACUUGGCUCUGCUGUCCAUCAGCACAUUCCAGAGAGCUCUCAAGGAUCCAAACCAACUGAUCAGAGCCAGUGCCCUGCGGGUGCUGUCAUCCAUCAGAGUGCCUAUGAUCGUGCCAAUUGUGAUGCUUGCCAUACGAGAUUCGUCCAGUGACAUGAGCCCUUAUGUGAGGAAAACUGCAGCACAUGCCAUACCCAAACUUUAUAGUUUAGACCCAGACCAGAAAGAAGAGUUAGUGUCCAUAAUAGAGAAGCUUCUGUCAGACAAAACGCCCCUGGUGGUUGGGUCGGCUGCCAUGGCCUUCUCGGAAGUAUGUCCAGACAGAAUGAGCCUUAUACAUGGGAGCUAUAGGAAGCUAUGUUCUCUGCUGGCGGAUGUCGACGAGUGGGGACAACUAGCCUUGCUGAACGUUCUCACUGUUUAUGCCAAGACCUGCUUCCCUGAUCCCAAUGCUGAGGCAUACUCGAGCGGGAGCGAAUCCGAGAAGCCGUUCUAUUCCCUGUCAGACGAGUCGCAGAAGUCUGAGCCGCGCGGGUCGCCGGUGGACGCGGACCUGCGACUGCUGCUGCGCGCCGCCAAGCCGCUGCUGCAGUCGCGCAACUCCGGCGUCGUCAUGGCCACCGCGCAGCUCAUAGUGCACACCGCACCUGCCGUGGAGCUGCCGCCGGUGGCGAAGGCGAUGGUGCGGCUGUUGCGGGCGCCCAUAGAGGUGCAGAGCGUCGUGCUCAACGCCAUAGCAUCGCUCACUGUCACCAAGAGGUCGCUAUUCGAGCCGUUCCUCAAAUCCUUCUUCGUCCGGAAUUCAGACCCCACGCACAUUAAGCUGCUAAAACUGGAGAUUCUGACGAACUUAGCGACAGAAGCGAGCGCUGCGGUGGUCCUGCGCGAGUUUCAGACGUAUGUCUCCGCCAAUGACAAGACGUUUGCAGGCGCGACCAUACAGGCGAUCGGUCGGCUGGCUGUCAAUAUACAGGCGGAAACUGAGACCUGUUUGAAUGGGUUGCUGCAUCUACUAUCGAGUAAAGACGAGUGGGUGGUGUGCGAGGCGGUGGUGGUGGUGAAGCGUGUGGUGUGCGGCGGCGCAGCGUCCGCGCGCGCCGCCGUCGCCCGCGCCGCGCGUCUGCUGCGACAGGACCGAUGGAGACUGGCGGCGGGCGCGCGCGCGGCGGCGCUGUGGCUGGUGGCGGAGCAGGGCGCGGCGCACGCGCGCGCCGCCGCCGUGCUCGCGCACAUGACGCACCACUUCGCCGACCAGGACGAACUCGUGAAAUUACAACUGUUAUCGUUAGCAGUGAAACUAUCGAUCACUCAGCCUUCGACCCUACCGAUCUGCAAGUACAUGUUGUCCCUGGCGCGGUACGACGCCAGCUAUGACGUCAGAGACCGCGCGAGACUCCUGCGCCGGUUCGUUGAACCCGACGAGGGUAGACAACUACCCUCGAAAGCCAGCGAAAUAUUCCGGCCGGAAAAACCUAAACCCACUAUCGAGAGUAGUUUUAAAGACCGGCAGCAGUUCACGCUGGGGUCGCUGUCGUCGUACACAGGCAGCUGCGCGGCGGGCUACCGGCCGCUGCCCGCGCCGCCCGCCGCCGCGCUGCACGCCGCGCUCAGGGACACCCGCGACCAGCAAGUUUACAAGGAUGUGGCUUCGCCGCCUGUCACAAAAGACAAGACCUUCUACUCGGAGCCCGAGAGUUCGUCCGCAUCAUCUUCAUCAGAUGACUCCAGCAGCGACGAGGAGUCCUCGUCCAACGAGGAAGAAGAAACCAACGAUAAGAACAGAGAAACCACAAAGCAGACCAACAACUACAGCCGAUCUUCCACCGGUACAUCGGAUAGUGAAUCGGAUAGCGAAUCCGACGAAUCUGAUAGCUCCGAGAGCCAGUCGGAUUCUAGUGAGAAAAGUUCUGAUGAUAAGAAGAGUUCGGAAGAUAAAAAGGGCUCCGAGAGUAACGCGCGGAAACAUGAUAAAAAGGUGACAAACCGAGAGUCGGAUUCGAAGGCGGAAUCAACAGAAAAACAGAAGAAGAAUGAGAAGUCUAACCUGGAGCUACUACUGGAACUGGACGAGGUCGCUAGUUCCCUGCCCACCAUGACACCUACCUGUGGAGGCUUCCUGUCCCCACCCACGGCCUUACCCACUGAAGGGGAUGACGCCAUAACCCCAGUGGGCCCAGCGCUGGGCAACCCGCGGCGCACGGAGCUGAUAUCCCGCGUGUGCAGCGGCGGGCUUUCGGCCGACCACCGCUGGGCGCGCGCGCCCCACCUCUUCUCCCCCAAGAUGUGCGCCAUUGAGCUCACCUUCACCAACCACUCGCAGAAGGACAUCACCAACAUUAGAGUUCAUAAGAAGACGCUAACGGGCGCGCGUGCAAUGCACGACUUCGCGGCGCUGAGCGCGCUGGCGCCGGGCGCGCGCGCCGCCGUCACGCUCGGCGUCGACUUCGCGGACACCAUACAACCCAUAGACUUCACCAUCGCCAGCUCACUCGGUGAAGUCCCGGUCAGUAUCACACCACCUGUGGGGGAGCUGUUGCGCGCGGUGUCGAUGCCAGAGUCACGAUGGAAUACGGAACAUAACAAGCUGCGCGGAAUGACUGAGUGUGACAAAAAAGCAACGAAGUUGGAGGACGAUAAAGUUAUUUGCAAGCGAGUGUUUGAAACUGCAAAUUUAGGCGGUAUCACUACUACUGGCGAAAUUUUAAGAUUCGCGGGACGACUGAUGUCCUCCCAAGACUUAGUCCUACUGUCCAUCAAGGUUGAAGAAGAAUGCAGCCACGUGAUCGCCAACUGUCCAAAUAUGGCUAUUGCCUCACUACUAGCCAACGAAAUAGCCAACACGUUCUCUAGAACAUGAGAUAUAAAGGAAAUGUGAUGUCUAUUUCGGUUCUAAUCCUUCUUAGAGAUACCACAAUAUUAAGGACACUCUCCGGCCCCAUUCGAAACGAUGCCGAGACUUCCCCGCUCAUACUCGGGUCAAUUGAAAGAAUAGAUUAAAAAGAAAUAAUACGAUGAAGGAAAUAAAACAUCACACAGUAUCGAGCGAUUGGCCAGGGGAAAUGAUAGGAUAUAAUAUAGUAGAUGUAAAAUUAAAAUGAUAUUUUUGUUGUAUGCACUAAUUACUGAAACUACCAGGAACCGGACAAGCCGUUCGUUUGCUUAAUCCUUUGAAAAGCUUUGUUAUAUUCUUGUGUAACCUGUUCGAUGGCUAACCCAAUCCAAUGACAUUCCCAUAUGGUGAGACUAACCCUUUCAAAGGAUUUCUCAUAUGAUAGGGCUAACUCUUACGAAGGGGUAACCCGUUCGUUAUAACGCUUUCCAUGUUUGGCUUUCCCCUUAAAUGCCUGCGGGGGGAGAGGGGUGUAGUUUUCAUCACACCCCGCUCCUGUGCAAAUUUGCGUAACUCCGUGUGUGAACAGCCUAAAAGAAACGACACAUUGAAUCGUGUAAAUAGUAACGCACCGCCGUACCGCACGCGGUUAGUAGGUAAUUCAAAUUCAAAUCAUUUAUUCAGAAAUUAGACCUUCACAAGCACUUUUUCUCGUCAAUUUUUAUAUUUAUAGUUAUUUCUCACAAGCUACAAACUACUGGCAUUCCAAUAUAUUCAAAUUAAGACCGUAUGCCACCCCUUCGUAUGACUUACCUCAAAGAAAGGGUUUUGUAGUUGUUGAUAUAGCCCUUACCAAAGCAAAUUGAACGGGUUACAGCACCGAACGGCUUUCGAAAGCAAACCCAUUCCAAAAACCCGUGAAAGGGUUAGCGGUCCAGUCCCUGGAAACUACCAGAUUGCAAAAUAUUUUUAUAUAUAGCCAGAAUUGUGGUAAAUAUUAAUACGAACUUUUCAUGUUCUUAAAAGGGAAUUUCAAUUUAAGAAUGAAAUAAGAAUAAGAACUUGUCAUGUAUGUACAGUUUUGUAUAUAAACAAUACUGUUUUCUUUAUUUAGCUGAAACUCAAUUAUAAUAUAAACAGAUCAAUUAAUACUUGUUGUAUUCAUUCAAAUAGUAUAUAGAAGAAAAUAUAUCACUAUAUAUAAUA
Plodia interpunctella (Indianmeal moth) is the source of this 4458-nucleotide messenger RNA. It is a transcript of the gene rb, whose product is annotated as ruby. Gene Ontology annotation, biological process: vesicle-mediated transport; intracellular protein transport. Lineage: Eukaryota; Metazoa; Arthropoda; Insecta; Lepidoptera; Pyralidae. Gene Ontology annotation, cellular component: AP-3 adaptor complex; membrane coat. The transcript is spliced from 21 exons. The record is from RefSeq and is a predicted model, not a curated record. Bases 115 to 3279 code for a protein of 1054 amino acids.